Messenger RNA from Panicum virgatum (switchgrass), 1430 nucleotides. RefSeq names its product syntaxin-22-like. Gene Ontology annotation, cellular component: endomembrane system; membrane; SNARE complex. Gene Ontology annotation, molecular function: SNARE binding; SNAP receptor activity. Gene Ontology annotation, biological process: vesicle fusion; intracellular protein transport; vesicle-mediated transport. The transcript is spliced from 7 exons. NCBI's taxonomy places the organism in Eukaryota, Viridiplantae, Streptophyta, Magnoliopsida, Poales, Poaceae. The coding region runs from base 270 to 1079 and encodes 269 amino acids. The record is from RefSeq and is a predicted model, not a curated record.
GGAGGGCGCGGACCGAGCCGAGAGCCCCGGCCGGCCGCGGCGUUCGUUCCUUUCGUGCCGCUUCGUGGUGGCGCGGCGCCCACCACCCACCACCUCACCCCACCACCUGUAGCAAUAGCACGACCCCCUCCAGCGCGGCCGGUGCCGACGACAGCGACAGCCUAUCCCCACAACCCUAAGUGCGCUCUGCUCCUCCACCACCUCCGCCGCCGGCUGCGGUCUGUUCCGGCGCGGCGGACGGCUGUAGGAGCAAGCCGGAGGGGUCGGCGAUGAGCUUCGCGGAUCUGGAGGCGGGGGCGCUCAGGGCGCCCGUGGGGAGGAAGGCGAGAGGGGGCCCCAACGACGCGCGCGGGCUCGUCUUCCAGAUCACCACCGCCGUGGCCUCCUACCGCCGCCUCCUCAACUCGCUCGGCACGCCCAAGGACACCCCGACCCUUCGUGAUCAACUGCACAAGACCAGUCAGAACAUUCUUCAAUUGGCAAAGGAUGCGAAAGAUAAGCUCCAAAAGGCUGCUGAAGCAGACAAGAGCAUUGAUACUAGUGCAGACAAGAGGGUAGCUGAUAUGAAGCUUGCUAAAGAUUUUGGUGCCACAAUGGAGGAGUUCAGGAAGCUUCAAAAUCUUGCAAUUCAGAGGGAGAUGGCAUAUAAGCCAGUUGUUCCGCAGAAUGCUCAGUCAAACUAUACGACAGAUGACAGAAGCGCUGAAUCUGGUAAUAUGCCUGAGCAGCGUGCACUACUUGUUGAAUCAAAAAGGCAAGAGGUGUUGCAAUUGGAUAAUGAGAUUGUUUUCAAUGAAGCUCUCAUCGAGGAAAGAGAACAAGCCAUUCAAGAGAUCCAACAACAGAUCGGUGAAGUACAUGAAGUGUUCAAGGAUCUUGCUACACUCGUACAUGCCCAAGGAGUUAUAAUUGAGGAAAUCGACAUGAACAUUGAAAAUUCUGCCGAGGCAACCAAAGAGGCAAAGAGAGAAGUCGCGAAAGCAGACAAAACUCAGAAAUCAAAUUCCUCCCUGCUUUGCUUGCUUAUGGUCAUCUUUGGGGUCGUGCUGCUUGUUGUGAUAAUAGUUCUGGCAUCUUGAGACAGGCAAUCUUUCAUCUUACCAAGCUAUUCUGUGGAGUUCAGUAUUGAAGGCUGCAUCUCUGAAAAUGUUCUUGUCUAACCAGCAUCAUGUUUUGUGCAAAAAAAUAUAGCCAGUGGAUUUUAGAAAUCUCUUUUACGUUUCAUGUUUUGUGAGUGCACGUUUCUUUGUCAUGCGUGAGUCCUUUUUUAAUGGCUUGCCUUGAGUGAACAGUGAUGCUCUUUUGUUUCCUCGGGUUUCGGAAGUUCGCUUGGGUGUGAUUCUGCAACUCUGUAAGUAUCGGCGUCGAAUAAAGAGAGAUGAUACCGUGAUACUAAUUUUGUUUCUUGGAUAAAAAAAGGUGACUGGAAA